Molecule: messenger RNA, 1461 nt
Organism: Dichotomopilus funicola
Lineage: Eukaryota; Fungi; Ascomycota; Sordariomycetes; Sordariales; Chaetomiaceae
Exons: 2
Coding region: 1-1461 (486 amino acids)
Biological process (GO): GPI anchor biosynthetic process
Cellular component (GO): glycosylphosphatidylinositol-N-acetylglucosaminyltransferase (GPI-GnT) complex
Molecular function (GO): phosphatidylinositol N-acetylglucosaminyltransferase activity
Source: RefSeq, a predicted model, not a curated record
AUGGCGCCCACAUACAACAUCGCUAUGGUUAGCGAUUUUUUUUUCCCGCAACCUGGCGGCGUUGAGAGCCACAUUUACCAACUGUCAUCCAAACUUCGAGAUCGCGGCCACAAAGUCAUCAUCAUCACACACGCGUACAAGGGCCGCACCGGCGUACGCUAUCUCACCAACGGCCUAAAAGUGUACCACGUUCCCUUCUUUGUGCUGUACCGCUCUGCCAGCUUCCCAACCGUCUUCUCUUUUUUUCCCAUUUUCCGCAAUAUUGUCCUCAGAGAGCGCAUCGACAUUGUCCACGGUCAUGCCUCCCUCAGCAGCCUGUGCCAUGAGGCUAUCCUCCACGCCAGGACCAUGGGCCUGCGGACUGUGUAUACGGAUCAUUCGCUUUUUGGCUUUGCGGAUGCCGCCAGCAUAUUCGCCAACAAGUUACUCAAGUUCAGUCUCAGUGAUGUGGAUCAUGUCAUAUGCGUGAGCCACACAUGUAAAGAGAACACGGUACUUCGAGCGUCACUCGACCCAUUAAUGGUCUCCGCCAUCCCCAAUGCCGUGGUGGCGGAAAACUUCAAACCCCUCGACUACACAGAACCAUCACCACGAUCCUUCGCCCCUCACCAUCCACCGCCAGCUCGGCCCCUUGGUCCGCAUGACAUGAUCACCAUCGUGGUGAUAUCCCGUCUCUUCUAUAACAAGGGCACGGAUCUUCUCACCGCGGCCAUCCCACGAAUCCUGGCCAACCACCCCCACACCCGCUUCAUCAUUGCCGGCGACGGGCCCAAGGCCAUUGACCUGGAGCAAAUGAUCGAGCAAAACGUGCUCCAAGACCGCGUUGAGAUGCUCGGUCCCAUCCGCCACGAAGAAGUCCGCGACGUCAUGGUGCGCGGCCAUAUCUACCUGCACCCCUCCCUCACCGAAGCCUUCGGCACUGUCAUCGUCGAAGCCGCCAGCUGCGGGUUAUACGUGGUCUGCACACGCGUCGGUGGCAUCCCCGAAGUGCUCCCAUCUCAUAUGACCGUCUUCGCUAAGCCCGAAGAGGACGACCUGGUCACAGCUACCGGCAAAGCCAUCGCCUCGAUGCGCGCCAACAAGGUGCGCACCGAGCUGUUCCACCAGCAGGUGAAGAGUAUGUAUUCGUGGACCAACGUUGCCAUGCGGACCGAGCGCGUGUACAACGGUAUAUCCGGCGCGAUUAGCGAGGCUGAGUUCUACGGGUACGACGCUGCCAAUGGCGCUGGGAGUUGGAGCGCCACACGGGGCCGUUCCGGCGUGCAGAGUUUCGCGCUCAUCGACCGGUUGAAGAGAUACUACGGAUGUGGUAUCUGGGCCGGGAAACUGUUUUGUCUGUGUGUCAUUGUGGACUAUCUCAUAUUCUUGGCGCUGGAGUUGUGGUUCCCGCGAGAGAAAAUUGACGUUUGUCCCGACUGGCCAAGGAAGGAGAGAAAGGUAGAUGGGAAGGAUGCAGGGUGA